This is a messenger RNA of Magallana angulata, 930 nucleotides long. RefSeq lists its product as uncharacterized. The record is from RefSeq and is a predicted model, not a curated record. The transcript is spliced from 3 exons. Bases 1 to 930 code for a protein of 309 amino acids. Lineage: Eukaryota; Metazoa; Mollusca; Bivalvia; Ostreida; Ostreidae.
AUGGAAAAGUCUUCAAAAGCUACUGGAUAUGAUAACGUUUUCUUUAAAAACAAAAAGGAAGUUGUAGGUUUGAAGUGCUCCAAUGGCUACUUUGGCAGCGAUUGCUCCACGGAAUGCAUGUUUACAAAAUAUGGAGAAGACUGCCAAUAUUACUGCCAAUGUAUCAAACCUAAAAGCCACUUUUCACAUGGAUGUCUCAAGAAAACGGCAACCUUUAAUCGCUACCAAAUUUCAAGUAGUUAUAGCAAUAUUCUUCCAAAUCUACAACAACUAACAACUGUUUUGUUUUUAAAGAAAACGUUCUCAUAUCCAGUGGAUACAGAAGACUCUUCCUUAUGUACCCAUAAACGGAGUAAUACUACAGUGAAUUAUUUCCCUAAUAACACUAAUGUGCUAUAUAACAAAUUUUUUUUUGUAGGAUUUUUGGGGGUUUUCGUGUUGUAUUUCAUUGUAUUUGUUGUUGCUUUUAUUUAUCUCAUACUUUUCCGAAAGAACCCAAAUUCGAUUGAAAUAAAAGAGAGUGAGUGGAAGGCUCCAUAUCAAUCGCUGCAUCUUGAAACAGUAGGGAUUCAAAGUACACCAUAUCCUGUAUCACGCGAACAAUCAAAUGCAGAUUCUACGUACUUGUCGCCAGGUUUUAAUCAAAACGUAAAUGGCAAUACCAGUGACUUGCAGGGACAUGAUAUAAUACCUGGACCCAACGUAGUUUCAGAAGAACAAGCUUUAGGCAGACAAAGAUUCAUUCAUGACUUUCCGUAUGCAAAAAAUGAAUUCAACGUUACUCUGGCUAAUCGAGCAGAUCAUGUCUACAUCGAAAUAACAGACAGUAGCGAAGAAAAUUUAAAUUUUGCGGUUCAUUAUGGCUGUGAAUCUAAUGUCAUUAGCAAUAACAAAAAAGAGCUUCUUUGGACGAAUCGGUUGUAUACAUGA